This is a messenger RNA of Ylistrum balloti, 4998 nucleotides long. RefSeq names its product testis-expressed protein 264 homolog. Lineage: Eukaryota; Metazoa; Mollusca; Bivalvia; Pectinida; Pectinidae. Gene Ontology annotation, biological process: reticulophagy; protein-DNA covalent cross-linking repair. The record is from RefSeq and is a predicted model, not a curated record. Gene Ontology annotation, cellular component: endoplasmic reticulum membrane; autophagosome membrane; replication fork. The transcript has 3 exons. The coding region runs from base 1 to 999 and encodes 332 amino acids.
AUGGCGGAAGUACUACUUCUGGCGGGGAUAGGAAUAUUAUUGUUUUGUUUGUUGUUGACACUGUUGGGCUUGGUGAUUUACUCUGGGUUAUUUGAUCAUGUAACUGUUGGGACCGGUAAGCCACCCAUAGGAGAGGUAACUAUUGCGUACAAGUUUGGGCGAGGACCUUACAAAGGAGCAGGCCAGCUGUGCAGUGACAUCAGUCUUAUUGCUCCUCCAGGCCACCGAGUUGUCUGCAUUUACUACGAUGACCCCAAAGUGGUCCCCUCUGACAAGUUGCGUUAUGCUGUUGGAGGAAUUCUAUCUGAGGAUGGUAAACCAGAAGAUGAAGAAUUCAAAAAGAAGUUAUUAGGCGAAGGAUAUAAGAUGUUUACACUGCCGAGUGUGUCCUUUGCUGUCAGCACAUUCUUCCCCUAUAGAAGUACACUGUCAAUAUUCAUGGCCAUAUUUAAAGUGUACCCAGCCUUGGGCUCCUACAUAGAGGAGCAUUGUCUUUGUGCCCAUCCAAUGUUGGAGAUUUAUGAUGCAGACAAAAUCCACUUCAUGGCUCCUCUUGCCAAACAGAGUGAGUUUUAUGUGGAGGAGGCUGAAGAGGAGAGCGGUCUAAAUUUGGAUGAUACUGCAGACUUCGACUCUGAAGGUAUGUCCUUUGAUGAAAGUAUGAUUGACAGUAGCGUCUCCCGCAGUGAGGCCUCUGCCACAACUUUCAUGGGGGAGCCAUCAGAUGAUGAUGAAGAACCUGCUGAAGAAACACCUUCCAAGAUGUCAGUAAAAUCGGAAGCAAGGGAGACAAUUCAUAGAAAUGAGAAUCAAGAACUAAUAGAUUCUGGAUUUAGCUCCGAACAAGUAAUUAGUCCAGAAAUAAGUCCUCAGAAGAAUAACAGUGCUGAGGAAAAUUCUGGUGGUAUAUCAGAUGGCAAUGAUUCAAGUUCCUCCUUCGAGGAAAUACAGAUGGAUCCUGACCAGGAACUGAUGCCUUCAGGAAGCACAGCUAAAUGAAUGUUGCAACCUUAAAUAAGUUUCAUUAAUUAAUGAUAGAGGAGUUAAUUGUGGUCAGGGAUCACUUUAUUUACACAGAUAUAUGCUUCACAGAUCCAUAAAGAUUCACCAGAUCAUGUCCUAAAAUGUCCAGCAUGUUGCAGAUUUCUUUUCCUAUUUGGUGGCCCAUUUAUGUAACUGAUAGUACGUUUUGUAUUUUUGAUGAUUGGUCCAACUUUCCUGACACUACUUCAAAGUAUACAUGUGUGUAGUUUAAAAAUAUUGUACAUUAUACAUUGUACAUUAUAAUGAGCUCAAAUUAGAAGUAUCAUAAAUUAACUCACAUGAGUAGGUGGCAAGGUAUGUUAUGCUUAUAAAGCCAGCAGUUACUACUCGAUAUGGAGUCUGACCAUUCAAUGGCCAAUACGACAGUUCUGUCCAUGUAAAAGUAGACAGUGUUGUGUAUCAUUGCAAAUAUAGAUUGUACUGUCAGGUUGUUACUGCUGAACAGGACAGGGUUGUCAUUGGUCAUUGUAUUAUAAGACUGCUGUAAGUGUUAUGUGUCACUACAAACUUGGGACAUUACUGUCAGUGUGUCACUACAAACUUUGGACAUUACUGUCAGUGUGUCACUACAAACUUUGGACAUUACUGUCAGUGUGUCACUACAAACUUUGUACAUUACUGUCAGUGUGUCACUACAAACUUUGGACAUUACUGUCAGUGUGUCACUACAAACUUUGUACAUUACUGUCAGUGUGUCACUGCAAGCUUGGGACAUUGCUGUCAGUGUGUCACUACAAACUUUGGACAUUACUGUCAGUGUAUCACUACAAGCUUGGGACAUUACUGUCAGUGUGUCACUACAAACUUUGUACAUUACUGUCAGUGUGUCAGUACAAACUUUGUACAUUACUGUCAGUGUGUCACUACAAACUUUGUACAUUACUGUCAGUGUGUCACUACAAACUUUGUACAUUACUGUCAGUGUGUCAAUACAAGCUUGAGACAUUACUGUCAGUGUGUCACUACAAACUUGGACAUAACUGUCAGUGUGUCAUUUCAAACUUGGACAUUACUGUCAGUGUGUCACUACAAACUUGGGACAUUACUGUCAGUGUUUCACUACAAACUUGGGACAUUACUGUCAGUGUAUCAGUACAAACUUUGUACAUUACUGUCAUUGUGUCACUACAAACUUUGUACAUUACUGUCAGUGUGUCACUACAAACUUUGUACAUUACUGUCAGUGUGUCAAUACAAGCUUGGGACAUUACUGUCAGUGUGUCACUACAAACUUGGACAUAACUGUCAGUGUGUCAUUUCAAACUUGGACAUUACUGUCAGUGUGUCACUACAAACUUGGGACAUUACUGUCAGUGUUUCACUACAAACUUGGGACAUUACUGUCAGUGUGUCACUACAAACUUUGGACAUUACUGUCAGUGUGUCACUACAAACUUUGGACAUUAGUCAGUGUGUCACUACAAACUUUGGACAUUGCUGUCAGUGUGUCACUACAAACUUGAGACAUUACUGUCAGUGUGUCACUACAAACUUGGACAUAACUGUCAGUGUGUCACUUCAAACUUGGACAUUACUGUCAGCAUGUCACAGUAGAUUCAAACUAUACUGUCAGUGUGUCACAUUAGACUCAAACUGUACUGUCAAUGUGUCACAGUAGACUCAAACUGUACUGUCAGUUUGUCACAGUAGACUCAAACCGUACUGUCAGUGUGUCACAGUAGACUCAAACCGUACUGUCAGUGUGUCACAGUAGACUCAACCUGUGCUGUCAUUAUGUCACUGCAGAGACUCAAACCAUGCUAUCAGUGUGUCACAGCAGCGCAAACUGUGCUGUCAAUGUGUCACAGCAGAAUCAAACUGUGCUGUCAAUGUGUCACAGCAGAACCAAACUUUGCUGUCAGUGUGUCACUGUGUCACUGCAAAGAUAGCUUUUGCAUUCUGUUACCAAGUGGGUCAAUUUAACACAGUAUGCUUUGAAGAUGAUCUCAGCUUCAGUUCCAUGUACCUACAUGAUAAUUCACCCAUAUCAUUCAUGUCAUUAUCUGCUUGAUAAACUUAUUGUUGAAGAUUAUUUAAAUACAUCAAAAGACAUAUUUAAUUCUAAAGCUGGAACCUUGAUAUCAAUAAUCCUUGUUGACUUAUGUUUACUUUUGUCCGAGAUGCCUGGAGUAGGAUAUUUGUAGUUAAUGGACGGUUAGUGUUUAUCAUGGUGUUGUUUCAUUUUUCAGCCUGUGUUCACAAAAUACAAUAUUCUGAUAUGUUUUGUAUAUAUAAUGCCUGUAUAUUUUGUGUCAGUACUAUGGAUGUAUUUGGAAAUGUUUCACAUAGUCUCCUUACAUCAAUAUAGUUUAUUCUGCAGUUUUUAAAGUUAGAUUUUUUUUGAAAGGUUGAUUGUAAUUUUUUUCACAAAAUGCUGUAUCCUUUUGUAAAAAAGGUCUUCUUGUUUUGAAGUUUGAAAAAUAAUCUUUUUAGAAACUUUAUACAAAAUAACUUCUUUUUGUAAACUUUUAUAAAAACAUUCCAGGCAUUUAAGUAAAAUACAGUUUUUAGACUGUUGUAUAAGUACUUAUACUUGAUCAAAUGGCUGAUAUUCAGAUAAAGUAUUCAUACAUAUAAUUCUAUAAAAUGCAUUUUACCUUAUACUGGGCCUAGGUGCUGAGCAUUUCCUGAUAACAAUGAUGAAGUUGAUGUAAGCUUGUGACAUAUCCUAUAAUGACUGCGACUGAUAUAAAUCUGUAUAUUGUUUAUAUAAUAUUUUUGGUCAUUGUUACUAAUCAGACAUAAACUUACCUUUAUAAAUUACAAUUCUGUGAUAUCUCUAAGGUUAGCAUCUUUACUGACUAAUUUAUAUGUAAAAAUUAACGAACAUUUCACUCUAUUUUUUCCUUAGAUAAGUAAAAAGACCUCAGCUGACCACUGAUUCCCUGACACUUUGGAAUGAAAUCAGCUGUUAUUUAAAAACGUGUUUGAUUAUAGACCUUUCUGUAUGCUAUUUACAUUAAGUACCAAUGCAUUUUCAUGUUACUUGCCAUGUAUGUGUACCAGUUUGUAUAGCUAUGUUAAACUCCGUUAAAUUGUCACUCCUGCACAUCUCAAGUAACAUUAAACACUUACUGAUGUUAUCAUGUGAUUGUAUGUUGAUAUGUUUAGCCCGCCAUCGUUGGAUGUUCGGCUAUUAAAAUUGUCCUACAUCUGUGGUCUGUCGUCCAUCUUUUAAAAAGUCUUAUUACUGUCUCAGUUCCCCUUGGUCACUAGCAGUGAAUUUUGAUUUUGGAACAGAUCAGAAAAUAAAAGCUAUUUCUUUAGAAGUGCUGGAUUGUUCUUAAAUUUCAUAUGUAGGUUCCCAUUGGUCCCUAGUUUUGCCCUUAUAAUUUUGGGACUUAUCAGAAAAACAAAAUGGUUGACAGACGGCCAUCUUUGAUUUUACAGUUUAGAAUUGUUAUUGCUAUUUUCUAAAAGGAAUUGUCAAAUUUCAUACACAUGUGAUUACAAGUAGAAUCAGAGGAAAGAUCAGGUCAGGGAAAAGCUCCAAUUAUAAAGGUUAAAUACAGAUGAAAUGGUGGGUGCUAAGAUCCCUCUGGGAUAUCUUGUAUAAAUGAAUAAUUUGAAUUUUUUUCCUGUUUUAUGAACAUUAGACUUGUGUAGAAUACUUUUUGUCAGAUUUAAAUAAUGGUCUAUUACAGAAUAAACGUCUCUAAAAGUGUGUUCGUAGUGGUAUUGUGUCACAUUCUGGGAAUGACAUACAUGUAUUGUUUUACCUUAGGGUUUUUUUUACCACAUUACCUCGGACACUGACAAAAUACUAUUGACAAUACUGUGUUCCUUGGUAUGCUGACACGGCAACCAGUGCUUCUGUCAUGUGUAGUCCUUAUUUCUUCUGGGAUGGUCUUGGGGGCAUUAUGUUGAUGGGAAAGUUCUUCCUGGUGAAAGUCAAGUCAUUAUAGUAUAAUGUAUGCAUUUGUGUUAAUUCAGUGUAAUAAAUGUUGUACUGUU